This is a messenger RNA of Dermacentor silvarum, 1028 nucleotides long. RefSeq names its product luciferin 4-monooxygenase-like. Gene Ontology annotation, molecular function: CoA-ligase activity. NCBI's taxonomy places the organism in Eukaryota, Metazoa, Arthropoda, Arachnida, Ixodida, Ixodidae. The transcript is spliced from 4 exons. The record is from RefSeq and is a predicted model, not a curated record. Bases 156 to 830 code for a protein of 224 amino acids.
CAUGAGCCCACCUCUUCGCGCUCUCGGCUACGCGCGGCAACGUGCUGCAGAGGGGCGACGGACCUCCACCUUCGCUGAAGAGCAUCUUGCUAGCGGGGGCGCCUCUGUCGGCGGCCGUCGCUCAAGAAGUCGUGGCCGCGUUACAACCCGACGAGAUGCGUAACGCGUACGGCACUACGGAGACCUGCGGCCUUCUGACUCUGCCACCACGCGGAGAGCGCUGCUACGACAACGUCGGCUUUCCGUUUCCCGGAACCAGGGUCAAGGUCGUUGACGCUGGAUCCGGCGCAGUGUUAGGGCCUAUGGAAGAAGGCGAAGUUCUAGUGCAUUCUCCUUCCGUUAUGAAAGGGUACUACAAUGUGGCUGCCGAAACGGACGCUGUUAUCGAUGCGCAAGGAUGGCUCCAUACAGGUGACCUCGGUUUCUACGACGAGGACGGGCGCCUGUACCUAGUUGACCGGGUCAAGUUCACGCUGGACUGCUUCGGCAGGAAAGCGUGUCCCUGCGAAAUCGAGAACUGUCUCAUGGAACACCCAGACGUGGCCGAAGCCGCCGUGCUGGGCGUGCCUAGUGAAGUCGCCGGCGUGGUGCCUGCCGCCAUCGUGGUGCUCCGGUCCCGUUGCGAGAACAGGGGCCAAGAGCUGGCCGAAGAACUCAAGGCCCACGUCGCGGCUCGUCUGUCCCCGUGGAAGCACCUUUACGGUGGAGUCUACUUCACUGACGUCAUCCCAAGAACCGAGACGGGAAAGAUGCAACGGCGCGACUUGCCCACACUCAUUCUUUCACUGCAAAGAAUCGACCGUGAGACAGUAUUUUCAACCAUGGAGUAAUUGCCGUACAUUAAAGGGUGUUUUUUUUUUUUUGUCACUUUCAGUGCCCCGUAGCCUAAUAAAGCCGUCAGGCUAUCUUUCGUCCAGAUGUAAGGUUUUUCCGAAGUUUCACAUUUGUACAGCGUAAAUUCAAUUAUUGUCUCUAAUAACGCCCUCCAAUGUACGCACUCUGCACGAAUUGUUGACAUUAAAACUGCA